CAACCCUUAUAGAGAAUCUAUUAUUCCCCACACAAAGCAGACGACUUGCCGUAGCUGCAAAUGCUCACACUUUCUGGACGUUUACGUUUUUAAUUUGUUCUUAUUAUUUUAGGUCGCGGCACAUAAGCUACAGGUACAACUGAAACAUUUUCCCGUGCCACAAUUGUAUAAAACGCGGCAAAGCUGUUCUUUCUUCUGACAGCCCCUCAGCAACAGCUAGAGGCAUGCAAAGUAGUCUUGCACUUCCCUUUACCAUAUAUAGCUCGUACCGGCGCGCGCAAGAGCCGACGGAAACGUCUCGGAGAAAUUAAAACGUUUUCCUGUCAUCGGAUGAGGACAAAUUAACGUUUAUUGCUUAGUUGACAUCUCCCGUCUUAAAGGGAUAUACCACCAACCAGUUGCGUAGAUUUCGAUGGGCGAAGAAAAGUCUUGAGACGCACAGAAACAGUCGCCGGGGCAUCGCGCAGCAGUGAAUGAGAAAGCCACAGAUAGUGAAGGAUCAUGUCGACGCUGCUGGAUCUCAAGAGCAGUGUGCUGAGGCAGGUGCAGAGGAGCCAGUCCCUGAGGACCAGGAGGGAGCCACCGGCCAGCACCAGCGCUGGAGGGAGUCCCCCGCCGCUCGCCCGCCGCUCGGGCACCAUCGUACACAGGGUUGCCAGGGGAAACGGGGAGUUCUUUGACCGCAUGAAUAAAAUCCUCCAGAAACAGGAUAGUCUGCUGUCUGCCGGCCAAACAGAGGAGGAGAGCAGCUGUGCUCCUCCUCCCCCGGAGUGCAAAGACCAGGCUUUUGUUCCAGAGAGAUCCACCAGAGAUGAGCUUGAUUUGUUGUAUGAGGAGGCCAUCUACACCGUGGUCAAUCGUGUUGGGGUACCGUCGCCUGAAUAUGUUACUAACGAAGGGGACAUUUUCAGCUACCUACAGAAGGUCUUUGAUAUGGGUGAAGAGGAGCAUGACAUCAUCCUUCAGAGAGUCAGAGAAUCCAAGAAAGCCAGCUUUUCUCUCAGGGUCUCUGUAAUGAAAGGCAAGAAUCUCAUGGCAAAAGAUGCCAAUGGCUACAGUGACCCCUACUGCAUGCUGGGAAUCCUCUUGGGACAGUCGCCCAAAGACACUGAAGAGAAGAAAGAGAGGAAGUUCAGUUUUCGCAAGAGACGGGAGAAGUUAGAGAAGCGCUCAAGUGUUAAGGAAGUGCUGGCGGGCCGAGAUAUCCAGGUGACCGAAGUCAAACCAGAGACUCUUAACCCAGUGUGGAAUGAACACUUUGUUUUUGACAUUGAUGAUGUUCACAAUGACCUGCUCCAUCUGGACAUAUGGGAUCACGAUGACGAUGUUUCUGUUGCGGAAGCCUGUAAGAAGCUGAAUGAAAUCAGUGGAUUUAGAGGAAUGGGCAGAUAUUUCAAGCAAAUUGCCAAAUCCGUGAGGGCUAACGGGGCCGCUGCAUCAGGAAGCGAGGAGAAUGCUGAUGACUUCCUGGGUUGCAUCAACAUCCCGUUGAAUGAGAUCCCAGUCGUCGGUUAUGAUAAAUGGUUUAAGCUAGAGCCCAGAUCCAGCGCAUCUAAAGUUCAAGGAGAAUGUCACCUGAUUCUUCGCCUCUUUACCACUCAGAGAGACACAGCCUUGAGUAAAAUGGCCUCCAAUGUGACCAUUCACAAGAAGAUGUUGAGCCAGAUUUUGGACUAUGAACAUAAUCAGAUUCAGAAAGAGCCUUAUAACUGGAAUGGACAGGUGUGUGCGGCUGCAUGGACUGUGCUGUCCCAUCAUGCAGUGCAGGCCGACCUCUCCCCUCUGCAGCAGGCCAUCAUCCGUUGGCAGUGUUACAGCAGCCAUCACCGCUCUCAGAGGAUGAGCUACGCUCUGCUCCUCAGGCUGCUGAAAACCGUGGAGGCAGAGUGGGAGGAUACCGCUGUGCACGGGGAGCUGGAGGGUCUCUUGGCAGAGAGCUUCAGACUUUACUGUGAUUACUGCCUGUCUCAAAUGAAGAGUAUGCGUCAAGUAUUCCCCUGCAACAACUCCGCUGCCAUCAUUCGCUGUGAGCUUAUGCUGAGGAGCAUCGGUCACAUGCAGUCAAUGCCAGCCUUUAGAGCCGUGUGUUCAAACCGCAGCGAACUGCACUUGGAAAUAGCAACAGUUAUAAAGAAAGGUACAGUUGAGUGGUAUGAAGGAAUAAUAUCAAACAUCAAACCAGAUGAAGGUACUCUAGAGGAGCAGCUGAGGCGUUUGGUUAUGGUGGUGGAUGCAGUAUGUGUUGAUGUGCAGAGAGGACAAAAUGUCUACAACAAGCUUUAUUACAGCUCUGUGAAGGUUGACUUCUUCAGCAUCUCCUACCGGCAGUUAGAGAAGCUUGUGGCGGAUGACGUGAAUGUGGCAAUGGAGCGAGUGUGUGGGAACCUGGAACAGGAGAGUUCACGACUCACCCAAACCAUGGGAGAGACGCUUUUUGAGCUCUACAUGUCUCUGAAGUCCCUCAAGCGCUUCAGGGAGUUUCUGCCUCUUAAAGACACCAAGAUGUUGGCUCUAACCGGAUUUCACAACUGGUUCAAGACCUCUAUUCAUAAAUGGCUGCAGAUUGUACAUGAAAGAUCCACUGACAGGAUCCGCAAAGCUGUGGAAAUGGAUCAGUUGGAGCCGAUCCAGAGUCAGACCAAACACAGCUCCUCGGCGGUGGACGUUACGAUGUGCUUCAGCCAGGUGCGGGAGUUCUGGGCCCAGCUGGCGUGGCCCGAUUCGGCGGGAGCCUUCAUUUUCAUCACACGCCUGACGGACAAUUUCUGCAGCGAGGCGGUGUGUUACGCCGAGCUGAUCAAGCGCAAGAUUGAGAGGGGCCAGCUGGGACGAGACCACAAGAGUUUCAUCGUGCAGGUUUGUGUCGCUCUGAAUAGCACGGAGCAUGUGCGCGUGUACCUGGGGGGUCUGCCGCGGGAGCUGGACUGGCGGGGGGUCGAACUGGCCAUGGAGGAGUCGUGCGGCUUGGAAGGGAAGGAGCAAGUCAACAAGUCCCUCAACGGGCAGCUCUACAACGCUGAUAUCGACCUGCAGAGGGAGGCCAAACGCCUAAACACACACCUUACUGAUAGGAUGCUUCCUGAACUCAGAAGAUGCAUUCAACACAUCAGCCUAUCUCCAGACUCCAUUAACACUGAUGAGGCUGUGGCUCCUCUGAUGAAGUACCUGGAUGACACUCUAGUCAUCCUCAACGAGUCGCUGGUUAAAGAGAAUCUAACAAGGGUUCUGCAGAGUCUGUGGGAGCUGCUCCUGCGGAUGAUCCUGGACACUGUGGGGGAAAACAGGGGUGUCCAGGUGGAAUUCUACACACGGUUCCAGUACACCGUAGAGACACUGGUGCGGUUCUUCCACGCUGAUGGAGAAGGGCUGCUCUUGGAAGACCUUAAGAGCGGAGAUUAUAAGGCCCUGGACGAGGAGCUGCGUCUGAACAAAUGCUCCUCCUUUGAGCUGAUCGAACAGUAUUUCCUGGAGAAAAUCUCUCAGCAGAGAAUCUUAAAGCACAGUCGUUUUGGUCGUAUCAGUGUGAAGUGUUACUAUGAUGCCCCUGAGCAAAGACUCACUGUGGAGAUACUGCAUGCAGCUGACCUCAUUGCCCUGGAUGCUAACGGCCUUAGCGACCCGUUUGUCAUCGUGGAGCUGUGUCCUCACCAUCUGUUCCCCGCGGCUCGGAGUCAGCGCACCCAAGUGAAGCUCAAAACCCUGCAUCCGGUUUUUGAUGAGCUUUUUUACUUCCAUGUCAGCCCUGAGCAGUACAGACACAGGUGUGCCUGUCUGACCUUCACUGUGAUGGACUAUGAUUGGUUGUCCACUAAUGAUUUCGCUGGCGAGGCUGUUGCCCCUCUGAGUGACUUCUGCUGGCCGGGCAGGCAGAGCGCCACACCUGCUGGAAAGACCCUUCAACCGGUUAUCCUGCACUUGUCCCGCCAGAAACCAAGCGAGAAGCCCAUCAUGAAGAUGCUGGAGGCGAGAACGGGAGACAGAGAGGCUCAAGAGUUUGUGCGAAAGCUGAAAGAGAUCGAGAAGUCAAUGGAGGAAGAGUAAUGUGUUCCCUGUAGUGCACGUAUUUCUGAUGGUGGUCUUUUUUACCUGUUGUACUAUGUUUACUCUUUACAUGCAAACUCUUUUAAAUGUAUUUUUCACUGUUGUCCAGAAAAAAAAAAAGUAAGAUCAUGUUUAAAGAUCAGUAUUUUAUCACUGUUCAGCACUUAAUGUGUGCUGUGUUUUGAUGUUGAAGCCCUCUGAUGGAGCUUAUUGUUCAUAGGAUUGUACGAAUUUAGUAGUAGAAGGGUCUAUUUUGAAAGAAACAUUUGAAUUCAAACGCUUAUCUGAGCUAUAGAUUAUGACUUGAACUCAGAGAACUUGAACUCUGAAAUAAACAGACGUUUACUUGAGGAUUUUCCGCAAACACUACAAAAGUAACAGAAUUUGUGGACAGGCGGCAGUUUUACAAGGCCAUGUACACACUGCAGAUUAAGAAGAAUUUCUUAACAGUAUUUUUGGCAAGAUAUUUUGGGAAAUCAAAAUAUCUAAACAUUCUUCUAGAGAUUUGUUUUCAGACAGGAUAUUUUAGCCAUGUCCGAUGAGUAAAAAAUUACAUAUACAGGAAAAAACAUUUUGAAAAUAUUUUAGCACUAGUAUAUAAAUAUUUAGUUGUUAUAUAUAGUUGUUAUAUAUAGUUAUAUAUAUAAUAUAUAUAUUAUAUAUAGUUGUUAUAGUUAUUUAUUUAUUUAUUUAUUUAUUUUUGUGUAAAACUAGGUUUCGUUUUUUUUUCUCAGGUUUAUGCUGUUAAUCAUUCAAAUUUUUGUAGUCUCUUAUGCUCACCGAAGCUAUAUGCAUUUAUUUUUUGUAUUUUUUAUUUUUUUUUUAUUCCAAGUUUAAUUUGUUCCUGUUUUUUGGCAAAACUGAAUUUUCAGCACAUGAUGUCACAUGAUACUUCAGAAACCAUCCCAAUAUGCUGAUUCGCUGCUCAAGAAACAUUUAAUAUUAUAAAUGUUGAAAACAGUUGUUUUAGGUAACAUUUAUUGAAAUUGUGAUGAUUUUUUUUCCAGUGAUGAACACAAAGUUAACUUUGUAACUUUAUAAAUGACAUUGCCACUUCUAAACAAUUUAAUGCAUGCGUGUUAGAUAAAAGUAUUCAUUUACUGAUCCCAAAAAAUCUCUAAAAUUUCUUCAUCACUAAACUGAGUACCGUAAACUACCAGCCCACAAGAUUAAUUUCAAUGGUUUAUCUUUGCACCAAGCCCAUAAAUUAAAUGUCAUUUUUAAUUGGCCUUUUAAAUAUUUCCCCAGAAUAUUUGAGAUGAAAAAAUGGCCUUUUUUUCCCCACAGCCAAACCGUUGCUAUGGUUAUCACCAUGUCAACCAUCCCAAAAGAGACUCCUGUAUUCCACACACACAGAAGGGAUUCACCGGCGCAUUUAAAUGCCGUCGUCACUCCCAAAACUUUGUAGUGUGUACGUGGCCUGUGAGUAGCAUGAAAGGCAACAGAACGUUGAUGACUUUUUCAUGUAAUCAGCAGCGCCGAUAUAAUAACGUUUACCUUAUUAUUGCUCGAAAAUGUUCUCUGUUUGCUCUUAUCAAGGAAAAUACUUUCAGAAAAAGUCCUUUAUCUUAAACUGUGAAUGUUCAGUAUUUGUCCUUGAAUCCCACUGGAUUGUGUUGAGAUUUUAUCGUAGCAUUUCUGUAAGAUGUUGUCUUUCCUAAAGAAUGUAUUCGUUUAUGCCAAGUGGUUUAUCAAUUUACGGGUUUAAUGUUCAGAUGGUUCUCUUCUCUUGUAUUUUCUCUGCCAAAUGACUUGUUUUUAUUGCCAGUAAAUGAUUAGGGUAAAAAAAAAGUAGAAAAAGAGUUUUUUUCCACAUCACAGAGGCUUUUCACCACUACAUUUUGAAUGUUUGGCGGCUUUUGUGACUGAAGCGGUACAGUACGGGGUUUAUUGGAUUCAUGAACUAUUCUAUCACGUUAUUUCCCAUCUGUACAUUACCAGUAGCUCUCAGCAGGACACUUCCUGUUCAGCUAUUAUAACUUCAGCCUGUUACUUUUCCUCACCAGCACCUCUCUUGUUCUGACCUUCACACUUAUCUUGUGCUUUUCACCUCCUGGUGGGUGAGUGAAAACCACCAGAAAUUAGCCACUCGCAAACAAAUGAAGGCCAAAGCCUGCUGAAACAUACCGCAGCACCCAGCAACACUGAUAUUACUGCUCCACUUGAAACAUGCUCAAGAAUGUGAUACUGUCAGCAACUCUCUGUCUCCUUUGUGACUCCAGUAACGGUGUAUACGGUGUGUGUGUGUGUGUGUGUGUGCGUGUGUGUGUGUGCGUGUGCAUGCACGUGUGUGGCGGCGUGCACUUUGAUUUCAAUAAACAGAUGAUAACGAUUA
Molecule: messenger RNA, 6376 nt
Organism: Puntigrus tetrazona (Sumatra barb)
Lineage: Eukaryota; Metazoa; Chordata; Actinopteri; Cypriniformes; Cyprinidae
Gene: baiap3
Product: BAI1 associated protein 3
Exons: 34
Coding region: 502-4041 (1179 amino acids)
Source: RefSeq, a predicted model, not a curated record